AUGUCAAGUCCCGCGCCACACACCCCGCGUCCUCGGGGAAGACCACGCGGCCGCCCGCCUGGAAGCAAAAACAAGUACCCGCGAACCGCACCGCCCGCCACGCACGGCACUCGAGGCCGGCCACGACGGCAUCGCGACGACGAUGAUGAAGAUAUAAUCAAGGCCGAGGACGUCAAUUUGGACGACGACGACGAAGACGAAGACGAUGACGAUGACGACGAUGAUGACGAGAACACGAGCACAUCCCGGCGCAAGCGGCGACGGCAAACCACGUCGCAGCAGCAGCAGCAACAACAAGAACAACAGCAGCAGCAAGACACCGAGAACGCGAACGGCGAGGAGCCCGUGAUUCGCGAAGACCCGCGAGCGGCGGCGGCGCGCAAGGCGCGGGCGGCGCGGAUGCGGAAUAUGCAGGCGAGGUCGGCGGCUAAUGCGCAGACGGUCGCGCCGCUGGAUCUGGAUGGAAAUCCGCAGGAGGUUAAGGACGACGAGAUCGUGGUGCAAGGCAACCCGAUCGGAGACACCAAGGUCGACGAGUUUGGUCGGUUGGCUGGCGGGCGCGAGUACCGAUGCCGGACGUUCACAAUCCAAGGCAAAGGCGAGCGACUCUACAUGCUCUCGACCGAACCCGCGCGCUGCAUCGGCUUCCGGGAUUCCUACCUGUUCUUCCAGCGCCAUCGCCAGCUUCUCAAAGUGAUUGUCGACGAACGGCAAAAAUACGACCUGAUCGAGCGCAACCUGAUCCCGCACUCCUACAAAGGCCGCCCGAUCGGCGUCGUCACCGCGCGCUCUGUCUUUCGCGAAUUCGGCGCCCGCAUCAUCGUCGGCGGCCGGAAAAUCACCGACGACUACAACGAAGAGAGAGCACGCGCCGAGGGCGCGGUCGAAGGCGACAUCGCUGAUCCGGAAGAUAAGCUGCCGCCGCCGGGGAUCGAGUAUAACCGAAACCAGUACGUGGCCUGGCACGGCGCGUCGUCGGUCUACCACACGCAGCAGGCGAACGGGCAGCCGCUGCAGGACUCUGUCGGCGCGUUCCGGGACCAAGGGAGGAAAAAGAACGUGGUGAUCACGGACGAGAACUGGAUGCUCGAGCACGCGCGCGCAGCGAGUAAUUACAACAACGUGCUCGCGCAGCAGCGGAAACGCGUCUGGGAGGAAAAAGGCGUGUAUGAACCGCACACGGGGAUCACGAUGGUGCCGCAGGCGUCGCAGCCUACAAAGUGCUGGUUGGAAUACGUGAGUGCGCCGGCGAGAAAAUAUUGA
Messenger RNA from Myxozyma melibiosi, 1263 nucleotides. RefSeq names its product chromatin remodelling complex Rsc7/Swp82 subunit-domain-containing protein. Gene Ontology annotation, cellular component: nucleus; RSC-type complex. The record is from RefSeq and is a predicted model, not a curated record. The coding region runs from base 1 to 1263 and encodes 420 amino acids. The transcript has a single exon. NCBI's taxonomy places the organism in Eukaryota, Fungi, Ascomycota, Lipomycetes, Lipomycetales, Lipomycetaceae. Gene Ontology annotation, molecular function: chromatin DNA binding.